Electrophorus electricus (electric eel) is the source of this 4557-nucleotide messenger RNA. RefSeq names its product zinc finger and BTB domain containing 21 (gene zbtb21). The record is from RefSeq and is a predicted model, not a curated record. Gene Ontology annotation, molecular function: DNA-binding transcription factor activity, RNA polymerase II-specific; protein binding. Gene Ontology annotation, biological process: regulation of transcription by RNA polymerase II. Lineage: Eukaryota; Metazoa; Chordata; Actinopteri; Gymnotiformes; Gymnotidae. Gene Ontology annotation, cellular component: nucleus.
CAUUUCCUCCGCAGACGCCCACGGCGCGCGAGCAGCCUAUCACGACGCGGCACACGUGACGAGCGUUCUGGGCGAUGACCUCAUCUCUGGAGUGGGAUGACGUCAAAUACAAGAUGGAUGGAAUCACGACUGCCGCACAGUCGACGCAACUCUGAGAUAAAGUCGCGCAGCGGGCUUUCGCGGGGCUCGAACACGUCGCUCGGGGGUAGAGAUGGAGAGCCUGGUUCACUAUAGCAGCCCCAGCCACGCCUUGUCCGUCCUGGGCCUCCUGAACGAGCAGCGUCUGCAUGGCCACCUCUGCGACGUGGUGCUGGUGGUAGGAGAACACCACUACCAGGCGCACCGCAGCGUCCUGGCGGCCAGCAGCGAGUACUUCCAUUCUCUGUUCGCCCGGAAGGACGCGGAGAGCCACGCGGUGGUGCAGCUGGACUUCUGCGAGCCGGACGCCUUCGAGAUUGUGCUGAACUACAUCUACUCCUCCUCGCUGUUCGUAGACAAGAGCAGCCUGGCUGUGGUACAGGAGCUGGGAUACAGCCUGGGCAUCCCUUACCUGACCAGCAUCAUGUCCGUGAGGCCUCAGGUGUCGUACUGCGUGUCCAGGAAGAAGCUGUGCUUCUCUGAGGAGGACGACGGCCCUCGCCAGAAGAGGAGCGUCAUAGUCCGGCAGGGAGGAGCGGGAGACGCUCACAGAGGGCGCACCGGGCUGCAACGCAUACCCAAACAUGCAGCUUCGACCUCGGCCGAGUCCCUGCCUUCCCCGGCUUCCCGGGACCAGCCUUGCUCUCCGGGCCACGGCAACACGGGGACGCACGCUCCGUCCGUCAGCAGAAACGCGGACAGUCCGCCGCAGGAUGUCGACCGCAAACCCGUGGUCUCCUUACUGCCGUCCAUACUGAAGAGCCAUGCGGAGCCCAGGCCGUCCUCCGGGAGGCUGCAGCUGACCUCCUCUGUGUCGUUCAGCGAAUCCGGACAGAGUGAAGGCCUGCACUCCGAGCAGAGCGACGAGUCUGUGUCAGAGGAGAAGGUGGACUGCCAGCCUGAUUCGAAGCCAGUCCCUGGAGGCCCGCACAAACAAAACAAACAAACUAUAGACAGGAGUGGGCCGCUCAUUAAAAGCCUGCUUCGAAGGUCCCUGUCCAUGGACAGUCCGCUCCCUGCCUUCUCACCUGUCUUGGAGCUGAGGGACUCGCACGGCAGAGAACAGUCGGUCGUAAAACUCGCAGCCAAAACGGCAGACUCGGCGUGGCGGGAGAGCAAAUCCAAACAGCACAACACGCUUGAUGAUGACAACGCUCAGGGAGAAGAGGUCAGAGUUAAAACAGAACCCAGCAGCCCGCUGGCGGACCCCUCUGACAUCAUACGGAUCACCGUAGGGGACAAUUUGCCCGUGAGCCUGAAAGAUUUUCAGCCUAACUUCGAAGAAGGUCCCAGGGGUUAUUUUAGUCCUUCAGCAAAAAGGAAAAUUAAACUGGAAGGAAGCUCGAACCCGUUUAAGAGAUCCAGGCUUUUAAAUGAGCACCAGUUCACGCACGAGGAUAGUGUGUCUGAUGAGGCGUCCCGCAAAUCCAACAUGGAUGACGGCACCCACGAGCCUGGGGAGCUGAGGCCCAGUAAGAUGUUCAAAUGCUGGAGCUGCUUGAAGGUGUUCAGGUCCAACGCAGGCCUCUAUCGCCACGUCAACAUGUACCACAACCCGGAGAAGCCGUAUGCGUGCGACAUCUGCCACAAACGCUUCCACACCAACUUCAAAGUGUGGACGCACUGCCAGACCCAGCACGGCGUGGUGCAGAACCCCGCUCCCUCCUCCAGCUCCUACUCAGUGCUGGAUGAGAAGUUCCAGAGGAAGCUGAUAGACAUCGUGCGCGAGCGGGAGAUCAAGAAGGCCCUUAUCGUGAAGCUGAGGCGGAACAAGCAAAGCCUGCAGUCUCAGCCCUUCACCAAGAGGAGCCGCCGCUGCAGGUCCUACGGCUGCCCGUACUGCAGGAAGAUGUUCUUCAUCCAGUCGCAUUUCAAGCUGCACAUGAAGAGCCACACCGCAGAGAGGGCCAGCGUGGACGCGCGGGAGGACGGCGGAGGCGGCGGCCUCCACGAAAGACCGGUCCAGGCUGGCCACGUCCGUGAGAAGCAGAGCAAGGACGCCUUUCCCUGCAGGUUGUGCAGCGAGAAGCUGGCAUCGCUCGGCGAGCUGGAGAGUCACGAGCGGGCGUGCAGGUACGCCACGGUCUGCCCCUACUGCGGCCUGCGCUUCUCCAACGCACUGGUGAAGAAGGACCACGAGGCCCACUGCAAGUACAAGAAGCUCACCUGCCUGGAGUGCAUGCGCACCUUCAAAUCCUCCUUCAGCAUAUGGCGUCACCAAGUUGAGGUGCACAACCAGAACUUGAUGACCGGCGGGGAGCAGCUGACCGCCUGGCAGCAGGACGCGGACCAGGAGACGGUGGAGCCCCCUGUGGCCCCGCCCGCCUCUAAACAACCGGCGGGACACUCCGACAACAGGGAAGAAGCAGCCUACAGUGACUCCUCAGCUCCCCCCACCUUUGACUCGGAGGAUUCGUCGUCUUAUGUUCCCGAGGACCUGAGCUCUGGGCAGGGUGAGCUGAGGGUGAAGGAGGAGCCGCAGGAGGAGGCCGUAGCGGACAGGGUGCAGCCGGCCGUGGAGAGCGCGGCCACGGAAGAGGUGGGCGUGUGGCCGUGUGAGAAGUGCGGCAAGCUCUUCAGCUCCCACAAAGACCUGGAGCGGCACCAGGAGCUGCUGUGCCACAUCAAGCCGUUCAUAUGUCACAUCUGCCACAAAGCCUUCCGCACCAACUUCCGCCUCUGGAGCCACUACCAGUCCCAUGUGGGCUCCUCGGAAGACCCGGGGUCCAGAACCUUGGACAGGCAGCCGUCCUCCCCUUCGCCCUCCCCACCUCUCACCAUCGUCGUCCCGGAACCGCCGGCCUCCCGAGCGCCCCCUCCGAAAGCGGGCCAGACGGGGUUGACCACAGAGGAGGAGGAGCGCGGGGGCUCUGCGUCUCCGCCGUCUGUCCCCGCGAGGCCGGAGUCGGAAAGGCGCGAGAACCGAGGUGGGGAGCAAGCUCUAGCCAAGCCGGACGGCGCGGAGAAGCCGGUGAGUGCUCAGGAAUCGGACACGCUGUUCUACCACGCACCCACGUUGUCUGCCCUCACCUUCAAAAGGCAGUACAUGUGCAAGCUCUGCCACAGGACCUUUAAAACGGCCUUCAGCCUGUGGAGUCAUGAGCAGAGCCACAGUCACUCGUGAGCACGCUCAGUGGAGUCUUCACGUGUGCUUAGGGACCCAGCGGAGCUUACAGGUCCUGGCUGAAGCUUCCACCGUGUAUUUCUGCUGAGUGGAGGUGGUGUUCGUGACGUAUCUCAGAGUGCUGAUUUGAGAUCAGCAUUUGUGAGUGAAAUCCCCAUAAACAGGACUAAAAUCUGAUCCUGGGCAGCAGGAACAUAUUAACACUCCAAUGCUAGUCAAGGCCAGAAGGCGAUGGAAUUUGAUUCGUUCACACGGUAGACUCAGUUACACCUAAGACCAUAUCACUUACUAUAUGUAGUAAUACCUGAAUAGAAAUUAAUUUUCUAAAGAGAAAUGCUCCACUUUGUGUACACUCAUAUAAACAUACAUCCCACCUAAAUGUUUUUCAGAUUUUGAAACAGUUUGGAGAGACUUUCUCUCAGAAUUGGACCUUCUCCAAAAAGUAUGGGUCUUGUUAAGAACUUGCAAUAAGUCUGUAAGUCUGUGUUUUUGUGUAGGAUGUACAGAAAUGACCUCCACCCUCUCCUGGUAGUUUUCUUCCUCAUUCUGUUGACUAACACUUAAAUAAUUCAGAACUGUCUGUACUUCUUAUCAAAAAUAUGUUCAACUCAAAGACCACUGUUCUCAGAGGUAGUUGACCCCAGUAAAGGAUUUUUUGCCAUUCUGUUAUUGUAAUGUACUAAUGUGUAUUACAGUGUUUCUCCUGGACAUUGUGUCUCUACAGUCCUCAACCCAUUUGAAAUGAAAUGGACAAAAGUCUAACUGCACCCAGUGGUGCAGAUGUGAUCCUUCCCUGAUCAUUUGCACCAGAGUACUAACUUUUUUUUUUUUUUUUUUUAAACACUAUAGUAAUUCCUCAGUGAUUUGGGUUGCCUUAUUGCAUUAUAAAAAUUAAUAAAAACAUUUCCAUUGUAUCCCUUAUCUCAUCAUAUUUAAGUUCUCUUUUGCAUGGAAUAUGAGGUUUGUUUUGGUUUUCUUCAUUUUUUUAAUUUUAGAAAUGUAUCCUUGUCACUAAAUGCUGCAUGUGUUGAGGCUUUUGUUUGAGUCGAUGUAAGUAUUGCAAAUACGAUGGCAAAUGCAUAUUAUUAGUUUUAUUGAGAUUACUAUAAAUCUGUGCACAUUUACUAAUGUAACCAAACCUUGUAUUCAUUAUAUCUGAAUUUCUCGUUGCAAAGACCUCUCUGUUUAACUAUCUUCAAAAAGCUGUGCUCUUUGACACUAUAGACAUUGAGAUUGGUGAAUUAUACUGUACUGAACAAACAGAACACUUUUUAUAUAUAUAUAUAUAUAUAUAU